Molecule: messenger RNA, 1387 nt
Organism: Panicum virgatum (switchgrass)
Lineage: Eukaryota; Viridiplantae; Streptophyta; Magnoliopsida; Poales; Poaceae
Product: glycine-rich RNA-binding protein 2, mitochondrial-like
Exons: 5
Coding region: 193-1086 (297 amino acids)
Molecular function (GO): RNA binding
Source: RefSeq, a predicted model, not a curated record
CGGGUCUUCUUCUCAAUGCGCCUCCACCACCGGCGAUGAAGCUUUUUCCCGUUCACCUGUUUAGCCCUCUCCACCUUUCGUGGCCUUCCUUUUCCUGGCGGCGACGACUGGGCGAGCAGCAGCGCGCUACGCCCGUCUUCGCUGGGCCCUUCGCCGUUGACGAGCAGAGCACCCACCAGGGUAAUUUUGGACAUGGCGUUCCUGCAGAAGGUUGGCAAUCUUGUCAAGCGGUCCACGGGUGCCAGCUCGUCGCUCUACCAGGCGGUUCGAUGCAUGUCCUCCUCCAAGCUCUUCAUAGGAGGAAUCUCGUAUGGCACAGAUGAGCACAGCCUCAGGGAUGCUUUUGCAAGCUAUGGCCAAGUCAUUGAAGCUAGGAUAAUAAUGGACCGGGAAACCGGAAGAUCGAGGGGGUUUGGUUUUGUGACAUACACAUCUACGGAGGAGGCAGCUGCUGCCAUUACUGGCAUGGAUGGGAAGGAUUUGCAGGGUCGGAUAGUGAAGGUGACUUAUGCUCAUGACCGUGGUAGCCGUCUUGGUGGAGGUGGCGGUGGUGGAUAUGGUGGAGGCGGCUAUGGCGGCGGUGGAGGAUACAGUGGUGGUGGAUAUGGAAGAGGUGGUGGUGGGUAUGGUGGAGGUUCAUAUGGUGGUAGUGGAGGCUACGGUGGUGGCGGAUAUAACAACGAUGGUACGGCUGGCUCAGGGUACAACACUGGUGGAAGCUAUGGUGUUUCUCAAGGUGGGCAAGGUGGUUAUGGUGUUGAUGCUGGUUACACUGGUGGCACUGGUGGAUAUAAUGCUACUCCUAGCAAUUACAGUGGCGAUAGCUUCAAUCAAGGGGGUGGCACAACUAGUGCAUAUGAAGGUGGGAACUAUGGGCAAAGCAGUGACACCUUUGCAGACAACGCCUCCAACAAUGCGGCUGUUGGCAAACUGGAUGACUUGUUAAGUGAUCUCAAAGUUGACGGUGCUGGCGAGGCUGAGGGAGAGGUCGAGGCUGAGGACAUGAAAGCGGAAGGCCAAGAUGACUUCAGCCAGGAUGAUUUGAAGGACGAAGAUGAGCCUGACAAGGCCAACAAAAGUAGUUAAACUCGGCCCCACGCAUGAGGCGAGAGUUAACUGGCUAUGGGCCGCUCUCCAGGUAAAUAAAUCCAGUGCAGAGACUAUCUCCUCCAUGCAACUGAAGUCUAGAGUUCCGUGUCACAGCUACGUUCCACUUGUUGCUUGCUUGCGGUGUUUAUGCUGGACUACUGGACUAUGCUGGACUUUUUUGAUGUGUCAUGGACGCUUGCACUUGCUUCCGGAUGUAUGGACAUUGCACUUGUUUCCGGAUGUAUGGACAUUGCGCUUGUGCAGUUGUGUUGUGGAUGCAAUAUAUGAAUUUCCAGAA